Cladophialophora yegresii CBS 114405 is the source of this 804-nucleotide messenger RNA. RefSeq lists its product as uncharacterized. The record is from RefSeq and is a predicted model, not a curated record. Lineage: Eukaryota; Fungi; Ascomycota; Eurotiomycetes; Chaetothyriales; Herpotrichiellaceae. The coding region runs from base 1 to 804 and encodes 267 amino acids. The transcript has 2 exons.
AUGGCUUCCUCUUCUUUUACCAGCCACAGACUGAAACGCAAAGCCGAUGAGAUGGAGAGCGAAUUUCAAAAGCAACCUCGAUUUGUUGACAUCUCUCCAGAAGGCAAAGUUUUGUUCAAGAUUGGCAAGGGGGACGCUGCUCGCACUAUCCGGGUCGCGGCCCCGCUGAUUUGUCAAGUUGCACCGGUCUUCACCGAGUUGUUGUCCUCGGCAUCUAUUGAAGGGAGUGACAAGGUUAGUACAGUGGAGGACGGCAGCCCAGAUGCUUAUCUGGACUUCUUCAAUAUCGUCCACUACAAGCAUUCGGAGAUCGGCCACCUGACAGGACAGAGGCUCAGCCAGCUCGCAGAGCUCGCGAGCAGGCUGUGCUGUAGGGAAGUUUUCAAGGCUUUCAUCGUCGAUAGGCUCUAUCCCGUUAUCCAAGAGAUCAGGAAUGAAUCCAUUCAUCCAACAAUAACGAGGACUGUCCUAAACGCACUGGAGCAGUAUGAGGUCACAUUCGAGGAGCUGUUAGACAUUGCUGCGUUCUGCAAGAUGGACGAAUUGUUCUGGAGGACUAGCUAUAUCAAUGUCGCACGGAAAAAUGCCGUUGUAAACUUCCUCUCGGGCGUGUUCGAUUACCUUCAUGACGGCCACCUUACGACACCAGACAGCGAAGAUGCUCAUGGGACCCCCACUACUUAUGGUAUCCUCCAUGACCUCUUCCGAAAGGAAGGGAUCGUUGCCCACAGGAUCUGGGAGUACGAGGGCACACUGGUGCAGGCCAUGGCCCUUGUCCGCAGAGUCGCGUAUUUAGAGGAAUGA